Molecule: messenger RNA, 3656 nt
Organism: Acanthoscelides obtectus
Lineage: Eukaryota; Metazoa; Arthropoda; Insecta; Coleoptera; Chrysomelidae
Source: the annotation of a GenBank genome assembly
GUUCUAAGGAUUUUUGGUGAAUGUUUGUUUUUAGUGACGUUAAAGAUUGAUAGUUUGCGACAAUUAUUAUGAACAUUUUUAUGCCGGACAGCCUUCAAGAGCUAUUUUUAUGUGAUAUUUGUUUAAAAAUGGUUGAAUCUUGCAGUGCGGUGAAUUGUUGCAAUAGACGCAGAAAAGAUGUGAAAAUGAAGUUUCACAGGUCGGUUUUAAUCAUCUCAUUCAUUUUGGUGUGAGAAUUACCUGUUAAUUGGUAAUUCGAGGAAAUAACCGGAUUUGUAGGAUACCUAGAGAUCCUAACAUGAGGAAGUUAUGGUUACAUGCUAUAAGAAGAGAAAACUUCACUGCCAGUACAACAACGGUAAUUUGUGAAAAGCAUUUCACUCUAGAGGAUUAUGAAGUUAGUGUUCAUGGAAAUAAGGUACUAAAAAAGGUGGCAGUUCCAUCUGUGUUUGAUUUUCCAGCCCAUCUCAAGAAAGAACCUAGCCAUCGAAGGGUUUUGAAAAGAAAACAUGAAGAAUCCAACUCAAAAGCAACAGAACACACUUUGGCUAUUGCUGAAGUAGUAGAAGAACCUGAAAAUGGAAAUAUAUUGGCGGCAGCUGGUCCUUCAAACUUAACACAAAAACUAGGGUUUUUAGAAUCAAGUGAACGUUCAAACAUAUGCAAUUUAAGGGUCAGAAGAUCACCAGUAUACUUUGGGGAUUUCGAAAUUUCUGAUUUAAAUAAUGUGCAGCAUCGGAAGAGAUUUUGGAAAACUGUUCAUAAGUACAAAAAAAUUAACAAGUACAAUCAGUGUAAAAUUCGUAGACAAAGAAAUAAAAUAAAAAGUCUAAAUAGUCUGGUAGAUGAACUACUUAAGGAGAAGAGAAUAUCUGCAGCUCAGUCAAUAGUAUUGAAGGAAAGUCUCCCAGAAACCCAAAAGCAACUGCUUUUCAGGCAGUUGAAAAAAGGAAAAUCUAACAAGUAUAGCCCAGAAUUAAGGUGUUUUGCACUAACAUUGAAUUUUUAUUCAUCAUCAGCAUACAACUAUGUUAGAAAAAUAUUUGGAAAAAAUGUUCUACCACAUCCACACACACUUUCAAAAUGGUAUAGUGUUUUAGAUCGUACACCUGGAUAUAGUGCAGAAGCACUUCGUGCUAUCAAAAUUAAGGUGGAUGUUGAUAAACAAAAGGGAAAACAGCUUGUUGGUGCCUUGAUGAUGGAAGAAAUGUAUAUUCGUCAGCAUGUACAUUGGACAGGAAGUAGAUUAGUAGGCUACAUAAAUAUUGGUGUUGCAAUGCAAAGCAGUGAGGAGAUCCCAAAGACUAAAAAAGCUUUAGUUUUCAUGGUUGUUUGUAUUAACAGUAGAUGGAAAGUUCCAAUAGCAUAUUUUCUAGUAGAAUCUUCAUCAGCUGAAGAAAAGGCUACCUUUGUGAGGGGCUGUUUACUGCAAUUAGAAAGCACUGGAAUGUUAAUUAAGAGUUUGACUUUUGAUGGUGAUGCAUACAAUAUCCUUAUGGCCAAUUUAUUAGGUGCAAAUUUGACUUUUCCAGGUACUAAGCCUUUUUUCAUAAACUCUCUCAAUAAUGAGAAAAUACAUAUAAUAUUAGAUGCUUGUCACAUGAUUAAAUUGGUGCGCAAUACUUUAGGUGACUAUGGUGUUUUAAAAGAUGGUGGAGGGAAAGAUAUUAGGUGGGAAUAUUUCAAACGGCUUGUCAACUUGCAAGAGGAUACAGGUCUACAAUGCGCCACCAAGCUGAGGAGGAGAUACUUGAACUACUACAAAGAAAAAAUGAGAGUAAAGUUAGCAGUAUAAACAUUUAGUUCAAGUGUGAGUGAUGCCUUAGAGUAUUGUGUAAAAGAUUUAAAUAUACGUUCUUUUCAAUAUGCAGAAGCCACUGCAACAUAUUGCAGAAAUAUAAAUGAUAUAUUUGAUCUGUUAAAUGUAAGAAACUUUUUUGGCUCCACCCAGUUUUGUAUAGGGGUAAUGAGGAAUUUCUAACAAGUUUUGUAAAUAGUUCUAUUAGAUAUUUAAGCACACUAACAACCUAUGAAGGUGUUAAUAUAUUGGAAACCAGUAGGAAAACAGGUUUUUUGGGCUUGAUAAUUUGUUUAGUUAGUGUGAAAAACUUAUUCGAGGAUUUGGUGAAAGGUGAAGUAUUAAAUUUUUUAUUGACCUAUAGCCAGGAUCAUUUGGAAAUGUUUUUUGCAGCAAGACGCAGUAGAGGAGGAUUUUCAAAUAAUCCAACAGCUUGGCAUUUUGAACAAGCGUAUAAGAGGUUAUUAAUUCACAGCGAAAUCGCUUCGUCUGAAAGUGCAAAUUGCCUUGCUAUGGAUCAUACAUCUAUUUUAAAUGUCUUCUCCAGAAAAAUGAAAAACCCUUGCUUUGAUCUUUUGUACGAAUUUGAGGAAGAUUUUUCCCCUGAUUUGCAGGAGCAGUAUAUUGUCAAUCACCACAAAAUUUUAAAUUGUGUAUAUAUUUGUGAUGUAGUUCAAUAUAUAGCAGGUUUUGUUAGCAAAAAAAUUGUUCAAACCUUGAAUUGUAAUGAAUGUGCCGAUCAUUGACAACAUCUGAUUCUGAUUGCAUGCUGCUGAAUCGGAAAAAUAGAGGAGGUUUAAUCAAGCCUACAAAAAUGUUGUAAAAAUUUGUAUGGUUGCAGAAGGUAUAAUAAAAACAGAAACAAAAUUUUCUCAUCCUAAUAUAAUGUUAAGAUUGGUCUCUGCUGCAAUAAGAAAUUUAAAUUUGAACGAGGUAUUUUUAUGUUUAUCUAAGCACUCUCUAGAGCAAGACCCACUUGAUGGACAUAUCAUUCAAUUGGUCAGACUUAUCAUGAAAAAUUAUUUCACUAUUCGGCUUCACCACAUAAAUUUCACAAAAAAUCAAAUGACAGACAGACAACAAAGGUUAACAAAAACGAUUCAUUUUAAAAAUCAGUAAAUCGGCAAUUUUUAAAUUAGGUAUAGAGGAUACCAAAUAAAACCCGAUGCACGUCAUCGAUGUGGAGCUGUGCGCUGUUGCCAGAAUUUGCACAUUUUCUUUUAAGCAAAUAAAUUUAAUAAAAUAAAUUGUUUAUAUAUACCUACCAUUUACUAUAAUACCAUUAUAUUAAAAAUAAAUAAACUUGUUGUAAAAUUAAAUUCAUUUCUGAAUAAAAACACCUGAUUUGGUAGAUAUUCAAAAACACAAAAUAUUUAAAGAACAUAAAUUGUUUUCUCGUAUUUUAAUUAAUUUGAUUAUUUAUUUAUGAUAUGGGAACUACAACACUUUUUCAAUUCACAUCAAAUAGAAGAAAGAACUCGGGUGAUGCGAUGUUACACAAUACCGGCAACUAGCGGCAAGGAGUACUCUUUAUCGAGCCUGAUAUUAACCGCAUGGUAUGGUUCAGUUGUAUAUCAAUUCCGGAGUUUGAUUACAUUAUACAGAAUAUAUUUUGAUGUUUUAACUAUUCUGAAUCACUGGAAUCAGAGUCAUCGUUAACAUGGAUAAUAAGGGGAAGAAUUUCCUGUCUAUCCAUUACUUGUUCCCUUCUAUACCAUUUCAUAAUUAUCUCCUCUGUAUGUCUAAUGGAGUUCUUCCACAUAUCAGGGGUAAUAGUUUGGAGUGCCUCUUGCCACAUUUUUAGGCAGUCAUUUUCAGUGUGGCCAUCUCUUCCAAUAUGCCGAUUAUAGUAAUCUUU